GUUUCUUUGUUUGCCUGUGCAGAUUAGUUCCAUUUGACUGCUCAAGAAAUUAUCGGAGGACCCAGAAUGUCAUACGGAUCCAUUGACGCAGGCUCUUUUGGAAGCAGAAAUCCAUUUGGUGGGCCCACAAGGCAGGGAUACCAGCCAGUAGCUACACAAGUCAGCCCCUCAGAGCUUCAAGAUGUGUUCCAGGAAACCUCCUCUAACAUCUUUCAGAUCAAUGCUAACGUGGUAACACUAGAGAAAAAUCUUCAAUCGUUGGGAACAUCCAGAGAUACAGCAGAGCUACGGCAGAGUUUACAUUCCACACAGCAGCAAACCAAUAAAGUCAUAACGAGCACAAGCCAGCUUGUUAAACAACUCACUGACAUCAUCAGCGGAUCUUCACGGCAAGACAGGCUCCGUCUGACGAGACUCAAAACAGAGCUAUCAGAUUCUGUGCAGCGAUAUGGAGACCUGCAGAAGAAAAUUGCAGAUCGUUCGAGGGCCUUGCUUCCUUCUGCACAAAAGGACAGGAAACAGAGCCUACAGACUCCAUUCAGUGAACUGGUCGAAGAGGGGCCGUUGUUCGGAGCGGAGGAGGGCGUUGAGGGUGAUUCCCAAGCAUUCCUGUCAGAGAUCAGUGAGGAAGACGUGGAGAUCCUGAGGCAAAGAGAAGAAGCACUGCUGCAGAUCGAGAGAGACAUGCUGGACGUUAAUCAGAUUAUGAAGGACUUGGCCAGCAUGGUGCAUGAACAAGGAGACACCAUAGACAGCAUUGAAGACUACAUUCAGACCACUUCAUCACACGUGGACUCAGCCAAUCAGGAGCUUGCAAAAGCCAGCCAUUAUCAGAGGCAGCUAAGGAGGAGGAAGUGUUAUCUGCUAAUCGCCGGAGUGCUGCUUCUUACUUUGCUUAUCAUCAUUAUUGCAGUUUCAGCCAGAAAAUGAGAGCAAGACCACUGAGAUCUCGGUUUCCACUCCAAUUUCCCGGCAAAACAAGAGUCUGUAGUCCACCUGCGCUCACUUUCUCUCCUCUUAUUUAUAUCUGUAUUUCUGUCGGAUUGUGUGUUUUUUUUUUCUGUGUAUGCCUGUACUUAAAUGUGAGUGUGUGUGAGUGUUCAUUAAAAGAGUCUAUUUUUAAUGAUUUUUAAUCAGAGCUUUGUACUGUAAUGUGCAUUUAAUUGCUCCUUACCUCUUCAAAGUGGACUCGAAUCAAAGAACAAAAUCCAAAUAGACUAAAUGUUGCUGUGGGCUUCUAUGCCAACGUUAAAAUCUCUUUUCUGUCAUUUAUCGCUGAUUCUUGAGUACUGAGACACAACUGGCUGUGCUUUUGCUCGCCUAUAAUUCAAUUUGGGU
Messenger RNA from Rhinichthys klamathensis goyatoka, 1338 nucleotides. It is a transcript of the gene tsnare1, whose product is annotated as T-SNARE Domain Containing 1. The record is from RefSeq and is a predicted model, not a curated record. Gene Ontology annotation, molecular function: SNARE binding; SNAP receptor activity. The transcript has 11 exons. Gene Ontology annotation, cellular component: membrane; SNARE complex; endomembrane system. Gene Ontology annotation, biological process: vesicle-mediated transport; vesicle fusion; intracellular protein transport. The coding region runs from base 67 to 930 and encodes 287 amino acids. Lineage: Eukaryota; Metazoa; Chordata; Actinopteri; Cypriniformes; Leuciscidae.